AAUGCAUUGUCUUUACUCCGCUUCUGCUACUAGUGGCCCUGAGCUGAACGAGUUAAAAGUCCGGCUGGAUCGGAGGAUCCCCCCAUCACGUGCACUCCCCGUUACAUUCGGCGUCUCGCAACCCACACAAAGAACAACUGCCGCUUUUGCUAUUUACGAGUUUCUUCGGUGACGUGAGGUUGGCUCUGCGACAGUCCAACGUUCCGAACCGACACUAUGGGUGACAUCGCGUCCGAACUGCCGUCUAAGAGAAAGUGUCUUGGAGUCGACUGUGAAAAUGAAGCGCCAGCCUUGCAGUGUCCGACCUGUCUGAAAUUGGGCAUGAAAGACAGCUAUUUCUGCUCCCAAGAUUGUUUCAAGAAGAACUGGGCCCAACACAAGACCGUCCACAAAACGGCCCAAGGCCAGACACAGAAUGGUACUGGACUUUAUAAUCCGUUCCCGACCUACUCCUUUACCGGGUCGGUCCGACCGGUCUAUCCACUGUCUCCAAUGCGCACCCUUCCUAAGUCGAUCAGACGCCCUGACUGGUCUGAGACCGGCAUUCCGAAGGGGGAGCGGCGCUUGCACCGAUCGAAGAUUGAAAUUCUUGACGCAAAAGGACAGGAGGCUAUGCGCAAGGUGUGUCGCUUAGCGCGGGAGGUGCUGGAUAUCACCGCAGCAGCAAUCAAGCCAGGCAUUACCACCGAUUACCUUGACGAGGUCUGUCACAAGGCUUGCGUGGAACGGAAUGCGUAUCCUUCGCCCUUGAACUACAACCAUUUCCCUAAAUCGCUGUGCACGUCUCCGAACGAGGUGGUUUGUCACGGUAUUCCGGAUCAGCGGAUUCUUCUCGACGGCGAUAUCCUGAAUCUCGACAUUUCGUUGUAUCACGGAGGCUAUCACGCGGAUGUGAACGAAACGUAUUAUGUGGGCGAUCGAGCCAAGGCCGACCCUGACUCGGUCCGGGUGGUUGAAACAACACGAGAGUGCUUAGAUAUGGCAAUCGAGCUCGUCAAGCCCGGCACUCUCCUCCGAGACUUUGGCAAGGUUAUUGAGAAGCAUGCCAAGUCCCGAAACUGUAGCAUUCACACAACCUGGGGUGGCCACGGUAUAAAUACCGAAUUCCACCCACCGCCGUGGAUCCCUCAUUAUGCAAAUAGUAAGGUGCCUGGAGUGUGCAAACCCGGGAUGGCUUUCACCAUCGAACCCAUUUUGACACUGGGGAAACCUCGCGAAAUUUAUUGGCCCGAUGACUGGACGAACGUGACGGUGGAUGGCAAACGGGCAGCUCAAUUUGAACACACCUUGUUGGUUACUGAAACCGGGGUCGAGGUCUUGACUGCGAGACUGGAGAAUUCUCCUGGAGGCCCGAUACCUAUUCCUACGCCUGACAAUGGUAAUACCGCGUAGUCCGUUCCGUGUAUCACAGAUUGAAUGACAUCACAAGGUACGGGACAAUUGGCCAAAUGAGAGUGAUAAAGGGAAGCAGGCAGGUCUUUAGGCACAUUAGCACGUAGGCUAGAUCGAAUGAGAUCAGGGCAAGAAGGUCCGCAGGAAGUCGAACCGAUGCCACCGUGGCUGCAGAGCUUUCACCGCAUUUGUGGACGGCUUCACGACUCUGAUAACCCUGCUUUGUGGCCGUCAGAGUACAAGCGUCCCGCCCACGGGUCCAGAGGCUGUGAGAUGUUUUCAGACCGUUCUGGCCCGCGUAUACAGCUCAUCCAUUGUCGACUGGCCUAGAUGAGAGAAAUGAAUUCAAAUGCUGUCGGAGCAAGGAUCAGGUUGGUUCCCUGCAUCGUGUCUAUCGUCCCUGUAUCUACUGCCGAUCUGCACAUGAAAACCAAACAUGGACGGCGUGUUCUACGUUGUUCGCUAGUCUCCGUCCGAAGUUCACUAUUUCGCUAUCGUACUUUAUUCCCUGUAGACCCUGACUGCGGACAAGCUUU
This is a messenger RNA of Aspergillus pseudonomiae, 1928 nucleotides long. RefSeq names its product putative methionine aminopeptidase, type I (gene fpaI). The record is from RefSeq and is a predicted model, not a curated record. Lineage: Eukaryota; Fungi; Ascomycota; Eurotiomycetes; Eurotiales; Aspergillaceae. Gene Ontology annotation, molecular function: metalloaminopeptidase activity. Gene Ontology annotation, biological process: proteolysis. The transcript has 5 exons. Bases 217 to 1392 code for a protein of 391 amino acids.